This is a messenger RNA of Ricinus communis (castor bean), 1133 nucleotides long. Its product is annotated as probable glucan 1,3-beta-glucosidase A. The transcript is spliced from 6 exons. Gene Ontology annotation, cellular component: cytoplasm; actin cytoskeleton. Bases 1 to 1047 code for a protein of 348 amino acids. NCBI's taxonomy places the organism in Eukaryota, Viridiplantae, Streptophyta, Magnoliopsida, Malpighiales, Euphorbiaceae. The record is from RefSeq and is a predicted model, not a curated record. Gene Ontology annotation, biological process: cell migration; establishment or maintenance of cell polarity; actin filament bundle assembly. Gene Ontology annotation, molecular function: actin filament binding; hydrolase activity, hydrolyzing O-glycosyl compounds.
AUGAACAAUUUAGAGGUGGAAUCAGAGACGCUCAUAACAGCAAAUUACGGAGGCUCAAGUUGGGAAGACAAUGAUCCAUCUGUCUUCACAAUGAAUCUCAAUGGCGGUAAGAAUAUGGCACAACUACGAGGUGAAUACCAAAUAACUAAUGGCUAUGGUCCUGAAAUAGCCCCUCGAGUCAUGCAGACUCACUGGAAAGAAUGGAUUACUGAGGAGGAUUUCAGAUUUAUGCGGUCAAAAUGUAUAAAUGCUGUGAGAAUCCCAGUUGGAUGGUGGAUAGCUUAUGAUCCACCACCAAAGCCUUUUAUUGGAGGUUCACUGCAAGCCUUAGACAAUGCUUUCAAUUGGGCAGGGAAGUACGGGAUGAAGGUAAUUGUGGAUUUGCAUGCAGCUAAAGGUUCACAAAACGGAAAUGAUCACAGCGCCGCAAGGGAUGGCUUUCAGGAAUGGGGAGAUUCAAACAUACAAGAGACAGUAGAUGUCAUAGACUUCCUAGCAGAAAGAUACGCGAAUGAUCCAAGUCUUGCAGCAAUUGAGUUGAUGAAUGAGCCUUUGGCCCCUGGUAUCCGUCUAGGAACACUUAUGAAGUACUAUCAAGCAGGUUAUGAUGCUGUAAGAAAGCACACCCAAAGUGCUUAUGUGAUCCUUUCAAACAGACUAGGACCUCAUAAACCAGCUGAACUCCUCUCAUUUGCAAGCCAGUUCAGUCGUGUAGUCAUUGAUGUGCAUUACUACAAUCUAUUCGAUGACAGUUUGUUUAGAGGAAAAAAGGCAAAAUGGAACAUUAAUUACAUUAGGAAUGUUCGGGGCAAUGAACUCCAAGUUCUAAGCACCACGAAUGGCGUCCUCAAUUUUGUUGGGGAAUGGACAGGAGAAUGGGAAGUAGAGGAUGCAUCACUGCAGGAUUAUCAAAAUUUUAUUAAUGUACAGCUAGAAGUGUAUGAUAGAGCUUCAUGGGCAUAUUGGGCAUACAAACUUGAAAACCCUGACAGAAAUCACUGGAGCUUCAAGUGGAUGAUUGAGAACGGCUACAUGAAAGUUAAUUAGGCCUCUUUUCUGAACAUAUAAGGGAUGAAGCUAGUUAUGUAACAAAAGGAAUAAGAAGCAAACUCAUGUUUGGCAUUUGAUUCUAG